Haliotis rubra (blacklip abalone) is the source of this 2612-nucleotide messenger RNA. RefSeq lists its product as uncharacterized. The transcript has 11 exons. NCBI's taxonomy places the organism in Eukaryota, Metazoa, Mollusca, Gastropoda, Lepetellida, Haliotidae. Gene Ontology annotation, biological process: transmembrane transport; monoatomic anion transport. The record is from RefSeq and is a predicted model, not a curated record. The coding region runs from base 202 to 1446 and encodes 414 amino acids. Gene Ontology annotation, molecular function: transmembrane transporter activity.
GGGGUCAAUAGUUCGGCUGCACAAACAAGCCCACUCGUUAUCACGUGCUGCCGGUUUCAGGUGAAACUCCACCUCAGUCGACGAUUGUCGCCCUUCUGACGGUCAUGGAUCGGAUGACAACACGACUUAAGUAAGGUGGGAGAUCAUCCUCCACACAUCAACACGGUUUGGUAAUGUGGUGUCCGUGUGAUCAGAGUGGACAUGGAUGCGGGGGAGUGCUCGGACAGUGGUCAGGAGCUGCCUGACGUUCGGUGGUAUAAAUCUCAGCGCUACCUCAUAGCAGUCAUCCUGUUCUUGGGAUUCUCGCUGCAGAACACACUCAGGUCGAAUCUAAGCAUCGCCAUCGUGUGUAUGGUGAGGCAUGACAUCAACACCACGUCACUGAAUGACGUCAAUGUGUCGUCGUCGGUAGCUGGCGAGCAAUGCAGAACAUGGACGAAAGAAGGCGAUAAUAUUACUGAAUACGAGCUUCAAGGCGAAUUCACGUGGUCCAAGGAGCUGCAAGGAGUUCUUCUCGGUGGCUCAUUCUGGGGAUGCCUGGGUAUGCUCAUUUCCGGUGGCUGGCUCAGCGAACGUUUCGGUGCAACUAGAGUUAUCGCCCUUGGUAUGAUUCCUACUGCCAUAGCAACCAUCCUGUCUCCAGUAGCUGCGAAGGAUCAGCCCUACUUCCUCUUGUUUCUCAGGAUCACCGUUGGAUUUUGUUCAUCGGUUGUGUUCCCGUCCAUUCCGGUGUUCUGGUCGAGAUGGGCUCCUCCUGACGAGUGGAUGAAACUCCUGGGGUUCUCACUGUCCGGGGGAGAGACUGGCAACGCUUAUGGCUAUCUUCUCAAUGGUUUCCUCUGUCGAUAUGGAUUUGCUGGAGGCUGGCCCUCCAUCUUCUAUGUCACAGGUGGGGCGUGUCUACUAUGGUGCAUCCUGUGGUCCGUCGUGGUCAGAGACUCUCCCAGGCAGAGCAGAUGGGUAUCGGACACUGAGCGGAGAUAUAUUGAAUGGAAGGUCCGAGACAGACUCAAGUCGAAACGGAAACAGAGCACCCCUUGGUUGGCCCUCCUGAAGUCAGGGCCAGUAUGGGCGUUGGUCUUCACUCACACCAUGGCCAAUUUCUUCCUCUAUCUUCUCUUCACCCAGAUGCCCUCUUAUCUGAACGAGGUUACUGGGGUCAACUUUACGUCGAACGGCGUGUAUUCCAUGUUGCCAUACGCAUGUAUGAUCAUCGUCAUCAACGUCGCGAGUCACGUCUCGGACUGGCUCAUCCACAAAGGUCAAGUUCACGGUGCGAACAACGCGCAGGUUAAUGAACUCUCUAGGUAUGUUUGGAUCCGGAACCUUGGUGAUCAUCCUUGCGCAGGCGCAUUGUGGCUGGGAGGGGAUGUCGGUAUCGACACUCUGUCUCACCUUGGCGGCGUUCGGCUUCUGCUUUUGUGGUCACAUAUCGAACUUUGCUGACAUCACCCAGGCUCACUCUGGGACUCUGGCCGGGGUCUCCGACACAAUAGCCACCCUGUCUGGCAUCGUGGCACCUUACGUCGUCUCUACAUUGACUCCGAAUCGCACGAGAGAGGAAUGGCAGAAAGCUUUCUAUGUGGCAGCUGGGACCAGCUUUGCAGGAGGGCUUAUUUUCGCUCUGUUCUCUGACGGAAAGCCCCAGCCCUGGGACGUUCAUGAUCGUACGACGCAUACAGUCAAGGACACGUCUGAAGCGGAUUGUCCACGAGAUGAACUGGGCAUGUCAGAAUGUGCUGUGGCAGUGUCUGAUAAUGUUGCUGACGCUGGUGUUGAACCUGCAGGGACGUCAGCGCACCUGAUAAACGAAGGGGACGCGGGGUUUGAUGAGGGACAGAACAUGGUUGAUGGAGACACGGGGCAAAAGUUCGCGGAGGAUCAAGGUCAAGGUCGAGGAUCGGUUAAAGAUGAAGACGCGUUGAACAAGCCCCUGCUCAGUCAGCCUAGGGAGAAUGAUGUUUAGUGUUGGAGAGAUUCGAACUGAAUCCUUAUCAACGUCCAGUACUUGUAACUGGUCAGGUAAUGGCACGGUUACUGGCAAUGUGUCCAGUAUGUCCAGUAUUGAGUCGGACAACAAGACACUGUUCUGGUAUGUUUACAUGUGAAACAUAUGUAUAGUAUGGUGUUUAUUUCACUGACGCAAGAGAAGUAUGACAGAGCUGUAAAUCCUAAUACCCUGUGGUUAGAAGAGGACUCCACAAACCUCUGACACAAUGGGUCGGCUGAUCAGGCUCCUUGAACAUCACCCCCAUCCCCAUUAUCACGUGCAGCACGUUGUUCAUAUGAAAUCACUGGCUUGUCUGGACCACAUUCGAUUCUACUGCAGACCGACUACUUAUAGAUGGAAUAUUGGCGAGUGCGGCGUUAAAAACAAACAAAACACAUAAACAAACAAAGUUGUGUCGAACUUACGAUUGUCUCGAUGAAAAGGCCGGUGGGGUAGCCUAGUGGUUAAAGCGUUCGCUUGUCACGCCUAAGACCCCGGUUCGAUUCCCCAUAUGGGUACAAUGUGUGAAGCCCAUUUCUGGUGUCCCCCCGCCGUGAUAUUGCUAGAAUAUUGCUAAAAGCAGCGUAAAAUAAACUUACUCGAAAGAAAAGAACGCUCCCUC